Molecule: messenger RNA, 1728 nt
Organism: Colletotrichum acutatum
Lineage: Eukaryota; Fungi; Ascomycota; Sordariomycetes; Glomerellales; Glomerellaceae
Exons: 2
Coding region: 430-1482 (350 amino acids)
Source: RefSeq, a predicted model, not a curated record
UCGACUUCCGCUGGGCCCCUUCAGCUCCCUCCCUCACGGCUGAGUACCCAUCCUCACAGUCACAGCUCACUCAUCCACAUUCUUUGCGUAGCAUCAUCAACUCUUACCCAUGAACAUGCAGUCAACAGUCUAUGAUGCACCACUCUCUCCUCAUACACUCAUUUGAAGAAUCUCUGGUCCAAUUCUCACUAUGGUAUCACAACUAAUCUUUUUCAAAGAUGGGGAUCUGGCCUAAAACCUGCGGUGCACAUCUUCACUCAAUUUCCUACAAAUGAAAACUGUCCCAGAACAUUACAAAGAGCUGUACAAAUCCCAAGGACCUCUUGUCCAUCGAGUGAAGUUUCCCCCGUAGAUGCCUCAGAAAACUUUUGGCGACGACAGGAACAGCUGCCUACUGAUAUCUCAAGUGAGAUCAGGCUCGCAAAAUGUAUGCACCAACAAAAAAUUCAUUUCUUUUCCGUCCUCGAGACAUACACACUCGGAAACAGCUCUACCAGCGUAGCUGCCUUUGCUUCAGACUUGCCACCGGUCGAGCCCGUCAAAGACCGCCCCGGUGAUCGCUGGGACCGCCCGGAACCGUCCCAGGCUCCGACUCGGCUUGUUGCCCUUGGGCCCCGGCAUCUGGAGCCGCUCAACACUCGAGCGUCCACUCCCGCUUACUCCAGAUCGGCUUCCUCCUCGUCGCGCUGGACAAGCUCGUGGUCGUCACGCUCAGCCAGGUCAUGCUCUUCGCGCUGUUCCAGGUCGGCUGACUCCUCGUCACGUCCGAGAAGACCGCUGAGCAGAGCAAGAGGGUCGGCCUGGGCCUUGUUGGCACCACCGUUGGCAGCGUUUCCACCUGCAGCGCCUCCACCAAUGCUCUCGAGGAUGGAAGAGAGGAUGUUGUUGCCGUCGGCUGCCUGGUUGUUCUUCGCAGCGGCGCCUCCAGCAGCGUUGUUCUUCUUGCCGUUCUUGCCGUUCUUCUUCUUGCCACCAGCGUUUGCAGUUCCGUUGUUCGCAGCACCACCAGCGGCACCACCGGCGGCACCACCAGCAGCCGCGCCGCCAGCUGCGUUGUCGGCUCCGUUGUUCUUCUUGGCAGCAGCGUUACCCUUAGCAGCCUUGGCCUUCUUUCCGCCAGCCGCAGCACCGUCGGCGGCGUUGGCAGUUCCGUUGUUGGCAGCGCCACCGUUGUUCUUCUUGGCCUUAUUCUUCUUGGCUCCGGCAGCACCGGCGGCAGCGUUGUUCUUCUUGCCCGCGGCCUUGGCCUGUGCGUUCUUCUUGCCCUUCUUGCCCUUCUUCUUGCCUCCGGCGUUGGCAGUUCCGUUGUUGGCGGCACCGCCGGCUGUGGCACCUCCGGCAGUGGCACCACCGGCCGCGGCACCGGCUCCUCCGGCUGCAGCGGCGUCCUUGGCGGCCUUCUUCGUGGCGACUCCGUUCUCGCCUGCGUUCUCGCCCUCCUGCUGGACGUCGGCGUUGUCACCGGCUGGCGUUGAAAGUUAGAUGAGUUUCGGAUGUUGAUGUGUGGAGUUCUUUGACAUACCUUGCUCGCCCUUGGCGCGGCGCAGAACAGGCCUGACAUCAACUUGAGCCGGGAAGUUCAGGUCUCGGACGGGGAGAGCCACGGAUCGGUCCUCCUGGGUAGGGAGGGCGAUGACCUGGGCGGCGAUGGCCGCAAUGGAAAGGAGGAUAGAGCUCUUCAUUUUGAAGGAGUGCUAAAUGUCUCUAGUCAAAGAGAUGAAGAAAAAA